AUGUCAACUGGGCCCAGAUUCAGGCUCAUUCGACUAUGGGAGAGGCAGGUCAGAACAUUCCCUCCUAGAAUCUUCACCAGCUUCAUGCCAAUCUGGCAGCAUUUGCGACCUCUUUGCGGGGUCUUCAGGCUGUGGGAGACAGAUGGCGGCUGCCUUUCCGAGCUCUUGCCUGGGCAGGAGGCGCCCCUUGGGCCCUUCCCCAGCAACCUAUAUAAGCCCCUUCCCUGCCACACCUUCAAACAAUUCAGCAGGCCUUGCCGGGCUGGGCACAAGCUGCCCUACCUAGCUUACAAAACCUAA
This is a messenger RNA of Colletotrichum siamense, 300 nucleotides long. RefSeq lists its product as uncharacterized. Bases 1 to 300 code for a protein of 99 amino acids. NCBI's taxonomy places the organism in Eukaryota, Fungi, Ascomycota, Sordariomycetes, Glomerellales, Glomerellaceae. The transcript is spliced from 2 exons. The record is from RefSeq and is a predicted model, not a curated record.